Molecule: messenger RNA, 7210 nt
Organism: Diachasma alloeum
Lineage: Eukaryota; Metazoa; Arthropoda; Insecta; Hymenoptera; Braconidae
Exons: 7
Coding region: 326-6979 (2217 amino acids)
Molecular function (GO): protein dimerization activity
Source: RefSeq, a predicted model, not a curated record
UGACAUCCAAUUCGUUGGCCCUACAAAGUAAACUCAGAACCAUCAAACAUUUUCACCCCUAAUUAAACUGGCAUUUCCUUUCCAAAUGCGCUGAAAAAAAUUUAAGACAGUGCGCUGAACUAUCGAAGCCCUAACUUUACUCAUUGAAUCUCUAAUUCAGCGAAAAAUAAAGUGUAAAGUGAAUUGAGUGAUGUACUUGAGACUGGAGGAGAGCAAAAAUGACAGCUUUGGUUGACGGGUCGAAAUGACUCCAGGAAAUAACAAUGUUCAGUUUUUAACUUGUACAGUAUUUUUUGUCACGUAAACUAUGACAUAAGUGUAAAUUAUGCCCCGUAAGGAAAGAACAAAUGCGAAAACAUGGGAACGAGACAGAAGAAAUCGUAUGAAUACAUAUUUCAAGACUCUAUCGGAUUUAUUGCCAUCACAUCAGGAGGGUCGAAAGCGAAACAAAGUAGACAUUCUCAUUUACGCAGCGAAAUACAUAAAGGAUCUUACAAAUCGUACCGAGGAACUUUUUUAUGCGCACGCAGUAGACGCUCACAAAGAAGAACUAAAUCGUCUGAAGAAGCUGGUGGCACAGCUCUAUUCUCGCACCCAGUUGUUAUCGACCCUCUUGAAGGAAGCUGGAAUCACAGUGCCACCAGAGCCAGCCCUGGAGAAAAUUUCCCCCCUGAAAUGGUCAAACAAAAUAAACGUCGACGAUGUUGACAAGUAUUUAGAUAGAUAUAAUGAAUGUAAAAAGCCGGUUAAACGUAAGAGUAAGCCAACGGGUGUGCGAGUGCCCUCGAAGAAGAAGCUCCCAGCCACGUCACCAAAAAAAUCCCCAGCGGACAAGGACUCGUCAGAGAGUGUAGACACUCCCUCAGAGGACCAAGAGAACCACGUGAGCACGAGUAUAAUCGAUGCCGAGGGCCUCUCCACCCCCGAGACCCCUCCAAAGUCCCCCGAGCCCCGUAACAGUCCUGCCCAGGCUACUACCACCGACUCAACAUCAUGCGGAAGUGCUGGGCCAAAAUCAGGCCCUGGGAUUCGUAAGCUGGAGUCUCGAAAGAAGAUGAAGAGAAAAAAGCCAGCGCCCGAGGACGAGAAGCAAAGAAAAUCACCAGACCUUGCUCACCAGGGAAAUCAGCCCCUUGGAAACAUAAUCCCAGGGACACUGAUCCUGUCAGGUGGAAAAAUCAUGCCCCUGAUGACUCCAAUAACCCUUCCCUCAAAUAUCCUCGUCAAUGCUCAAGCCCAAUCCUCAAAUCAAAUAAUCCUGGGCAAUAACCAAGCGAAUCCAAUGAUAGUGAUGCAAUCAAUUGGCAGCAGAAUUCAACAUUCAGUUGUACCUGUUAGAAAUCAAAAUAUCGUUAAGGCUGUGCAGAAAGUAACUCUCAACACUGUACCAAGUAUUCGUACCAAUGUUGGAAUUAAUUCACAAGACUGGGUAUCAAAUGUUAGAACAAUUGUUGAAGCAACUAAAAUCGGUGGUAGAAAGGGAAUUCUACCCAAGGGUAAAGAGAUAACUAAAACAACAAUGACGUACAAGGUGCCAAUUCCUGCCAUCCACAGGGAAGGAAUUGUUUCAAAGAAUUCAGACAAUAAUGUUAGUGAAAAAAUUGAGCCAAAAAGUAGAAUUAAAAAGCCAGGGAAGAGCAAAAAAAUUAAGGAGAAAGAGAAAAAUUCUAUGAGUAAGGAUGACAAAAUUUUGGAUUCUGAUAGUUCCAAGAAUGAGGAGAAGGGCAGGAAGAGGAAGAAUGCAGGUGAUGCUGAGUGCUCACCCCCAAAGGUAAUCAAAUCGUCACUUCCAGAGACUUGUGUAUCCAUAGAAAAUCUUCGACAUGUAGUUGAGAAGAUUGGAGAGGAUGAAUGUUCUGAUAAACCCCAGAAAUUGAAUCCAGAGAAGCCAGAAUCAGCUCAAAACUCUGUUAAAACUCCAUCAUCAUCCUGUGGAGUCGCAAAAGAGCAGAUUUCCCCUCCGGAAAAGUCGGCAGAAUUGACAGAGACCUCAAAACCUGAAGAAUCUCUCAAAAAAUCGAACCCUGAAACUUCCCACGAGCCCCCACCCACUGUAAACCCAACGAUCCCCAAAUCCUGUGAAUCAUCAGUGUCACAUUCUUCCAAUCAGUCAUCUCCACCUGAGGAUUCUUCAUUCCCCCAACUGGAGCCCCCAAAACCCGUGUCAAACCCUCCCCUCUCAGAAGUCGAUAAAGCAAUGACCGAGACAGAAGACAAAAUCCGAGAGACUAAAGACGAUUGUGACCUUGGGAGACUGAAUAAUCUCCUGAAUGCAGCGACCAGUCAGCCCCAAGUCCCUGAGGACAGCAGAGCAAUAAUGGAGAGUGGAAAAAUCAUCCUGAACCUGGACACAAACACGACAACGACGAUGAAACAAGGCACGAGUGUUCCAGGAGACCCAAUUCCCCCAGCACCUUCAUCAGCUGUUCCUGAAGGACUCCCGAAGGACGAAAAGUCGAAGGAGAUGGCCUCCAAGUCUCUGUCGUACCCAUCAGGCAGCACUUUCGUUCCAAUCAACAGCAGAAACGAGUCCCUCCACUCAGAUUUAUCGAACGAUCUGUUCGCAUCACUGCAAGUACCUUCCAGCUCCCACAAUCCAGAGUCUAUUUCUCCGACUGCAGCAUUCCUGAUGGCCUUCCCCCUGGUGUCUUCGCUGAACGGAAAAACCGAGGUUCUCGAAGAGGAUAUGAAGGAGGACCUAAAGUACCACAGCCAGACGCCCCCAAUGCUCCUCCAGAUAGGCACGAUCGAGCCCACGAUCUUCAAGCCUAAAUCGAACGAAAACAAAUGUCAGGAGACGACUCGUGAGAAGGAGAAAACCCCUGAAUGCCCGGAUAAACCCCUCGAUAUUGCCCCCAAAUCUCUCCCCAAAAUCAUCAACAAUGAGCCCAUAAAGGAACGAUUGUACAAAGUCGUGCCUUACUCCGAGCCAGCGAUGCCGACCUUCCCCUCAGCCUCAACAAUUACCUCAAAUCCAUCAAACCCAGUCCCCCAUUCGGACCCUCAACCCAAGAAGAUCGUCCAGAAUUCCCUGGAGAACCCCCCAAACAAUUUACUAGUGAUACCAAAACCCGAGGAUCAGAUGAGAAAGGUCCAGAAGGUUGAGACGAGCUCAAUACCUUCUUCAAGACCAAUGGACCAAACACCGAAAUACGACAGCAACAUGAGGUACCCCAGCCACCCAGAGUUCCUCCCGAAUUACUCGAACUUCACGAGCACCGACAAUCAGAUGUCGUCGACACCGAGGGUCUCCUAUCCCUCUCACUCGCCCUCACAGGUGCCCCAGCCAGUCUACUCCUACCAAAUCCCUCGUCAGACCUUCGUGAAUCGUCCCAAGAACGUCAGCUCGAUGGACAAUCAGAUCGUCACCUACACGAUGUCCCAGACUCGACCUACAACAGCGCCAGACCCCAACGAUUAUCAGACCAGGAACGUGAACCCUGUGAUGCCAGUGUCAUCCCAGAGUCUUCAGUACAACUAUCCACCUCGACCGAAGGACUCGUACCCUCAUCAGCAUCAGGAGCAUAGGGUCUACGUGGAGCAAGGACAGGCGAAGGACUCGUCGAUCUGCCAGAGCAGCUACUCGAUGCACAAGGAGCCCCAGAUGUACCACGACUACUCGAUCGUCGGUAAAACUUCGAGCCUAGACUCCUUCCAACUAUCACGAUCGUACGUGCCACCAUCAUCGUCAAUUAAGGAUCCUCCCCAGAACUACCAGAGUUAUCUGCCAAUCGUGCAAACGAAGGAGCAGACACGAGAGGUGCCAGCCAAUCUCCCCCAGAACUACCCUGAUCAGUCCAAGCAACCGUCACUAGAGACCUUCGACAAUCUCCAGAGGGACUUCGACUCAACCCGAAAAGAUCCCUUCGUGCCGUCGACGUCUGCUGGCUCAAAGCUCCCCAAGACCCCCCAGAACAAUCAGAACAGCGAGGCCCAGAGGAUCGAGACUUCAAUAUCAUCAGCAGUGAACAAACACCCUCAGGAUCACUUCAACACGAAUUACUCGAAAGGAAAUGGAUCACUGGUUUCUGAUCCUCAGUACCAGGUGAAGCGGUCUGAGCCUCAGACCUAUGGGCUCUACCCCAGAGACCAAAAGAAGAUGUUCGAGAAUCCCUCGAAUACUCAAGUAAAGCCUCACGUUCAGCCUUCGCUCCCUCGUUACCCUCACCAGUUCCACCAGCAGCAGCAGCAGCAGACGAACGUGACGACUUGCAACUACGGUCAGAGUAUAACAGAAAAUCCUGGCAAAUCCACGACAACAGUUGCUCACAACUCCUCCACCUACAGCAUCCUCUCCUGGACGACACUGUCCCCCAUGGGUCUAGGAAGCAAUAACAAUCUCGUGCACUUCGAGGCGGGCGCAGAUCACGUUGAUGAUAACGAGGGAAAAACAAUAUGCGAGAACUUCAACUACAGUCAGCUGCACAAGGAGACUGUUGGAUUUGGGAAUAUUCUGCAGGGUGAGCAGUACUCAGCACCUGAGGCCAUUCUCGAUAAGUCAAAGCCAAAAAUGUCGAGUGAUAAUAAACAGGGGUAUGAGGACAGCUCGAAGAGCAAGAACGUGCAGAGUAUUCAGCAGAAGCAGACGAGCAGAAGUCACAAUCAAAAUCAGAACCAGAAUCAGAGUCAGAAUAUUGGAGAUGAUUUCAAGUACAGUGGGGAGAAUAAGAACAAGUCCAAGUACUCGAUGGACUCGGCAUACACCCAGACGGAGUUUGGAGGGUUGGACCAGAGGCACCAGCACACGAUCAAGCCCCACCAGAUCCCUGAAUCCAAGGCUGAGAAGACAGCUUAUUCGAUUCCUUACGACUCCCAAAUAACAUUCGACUUGGCUGACCCUGUGGGCCAGUCCCAGACGAAGUGUCCUGACAUUUACACUGGGAGUAAUUACAAGUACGGAGAUGAUAAGGAUCAGCACUCCCAGAUCAAGUACCAGCCGAUCCUCCAGGGGCAGGCCCCAGUGGUCCUGAAUGACAAUGUGAGCUACAAUUCGUCUAAAGGGAAUCAGCAGCAGCAGCAGCAGCAGAAUAUGAACAAGUCGAAGGGUGUCCAGCAGCAGGUGCAGCCGGUGAGGCCUCCAGUUAACUGGAUGAUGACUCCAGAGGUGAAGCACAACUCAAACAUUGCGGAUUUGAUUUUGCCACCGAUUGGAAAGGAGCUUGACUUCUGUCAGAAUAACAUCUUCGGUCAAACGCCUUCUUAUAAUCAGGGGACGUCGAAUCAGUUUUACAACAAUUAUGAUGUGUCUGUGAGUGCUGCCCACAGUUUCUCGAAUGUCGGGGCUCUCCAGAGUGACAGAUUCUACCCUGAGGAGCAGCCGUUCUCCUGGAGUCCGACGAAGAAUCCUCAGAGUGGGGCUGAUCAUCAGGGCAUGAAGACACUGGACCAACAGGUGGUGCCUUCUACGCUGCCAACGCUGGUGGGAGACUUGGCCCUGGGGACAAACAUCCCUGAGAAGCAGAGUUUCUUGUUCGGUCAGGUACCACCCAGGAGCAAUGAACUGCCCAAGACUUCGGGUAAGGAGAAGGAUAGCAAUUUUCAGGUGAUGCUGAAUCCUCAGACUGGGCAGCACACCAACCAGGGAACUUCGUUCUUAUCGGUUAGUCAGCUGGUGGAGCAUGAGAAAGCGGAAAAGAGUCAUCAUCAGCAAAAUCAUCAUAGUCAUCAUCAUCAUUCACAGGUGCAACCCCAGCCCCGAAAGCAACGGAAAAGCAACACAAGCCCGCGAACAACCGCGAAAAGACAGAUGGACAUGAGAAAGCAAAGCAACGACCAGCAGAUGCAGCAGCACGAUGAUCAAAAGAUACCGUCAACCCAUGGAUUCUCAGAUCAAUACCAACAGCAGCCGCAGCAGCAGCAGGCACAACAGUCCCAAAAAUACCUGCAGAACGACGGUUUAUGGAGAAACCGAAACUGCAAGAGUAAUUACACAGCUGAAGCUCUGAUCGGCGUCAAUAACACAAGUCUUCACGAUGGAAGCGCGUCUGACAAGCAGCUCCACGCUCCGGCAAUCAAAUUCUCAACGGAUUACUCUCAGAAUAAGUUCCCUGGUAGCCUUGGAACAACCGAGAUGGUGAUGCCACCGAUCAACUACCUGACGAACCCAGAGGACGGCAACGGCUACGGACAAGUGAUGAACCAGAACUUCAAUCACUCGUCGUACACUUACUCACCGAACACGAACAUCUAUCCCUCUACGAACUUCAUCGCUGGCAUCUCGAACACCACGAGUAGCUACAUGAUGCCACUCCAUGAGAAUCCCACCGAUUACCUCGAGACGAAUUCGUUUCUGCUGCCCAAUGUCAAUAAUGUCACAACUUCAAAGUCUGGGAUCAACACUUCGUCCAGUGUCUCGUCGGUCUCGACGACCAGAGCAUCAGCGUCUGUCACUGCUCCCACAAACGUCAAAAAUCAGCAUUAUAACAACACGGGAAAGCAGCAGCAGUGUGACAAACGAAACUCGUAUACGAAUGUCUCAAAGAAGAGCAAGCGAAAGUCUGAUACGACGAUGCAGAACCUGGAGUUUCCCAUCGGCGGUGUUGCUGCUACGAUGGAGGAUUAUCACUCUCAUCAUCACACGCAUCCUUCGACCUUUCUGCCUCCACCACCGCAUGCUAAUCCUCUGUAUCAGAACCAGUCGAUAUCAAAUGCUAAUAGAAGCAGGGGAGGAAGUGGAAGUGGAAACUCGGUGGCUAUGGCACAUCAUCCGUCCGGAACUAGUCUCACGAACUUCAAUCUCAGCACUAUAUUCCCGGAGAUUAAUGAUAAGGUCACAGGGUACAAGCCCCCUAAUACAAUCCAGCCAGGCUUGUCUCAAUCUUCCAAUCAUCCGUCGACGAGUUAUCCUCAACGACCUAACUACACAACAAACAAUUCUCUGGGUCAUGUUGCACAGGUCUCACAAUCGGAGGCAGCUCAAUUUACAACCGACUUACCUGUACCACCACCGCCAAGUGUACUCCACUACAAGGCCACUUGACGAACAAAGAAUGGACCACCGAAUUACACAAAAAAAUCGUACUAAUUUGAAUAGAUUUAAUGUAAUGAAAUUUGUACAUAUUGUCGCAUUGGCGAGAGAAUUACCUCCGGCAAUCUUCGGGCUUCCAUAUACUCACACGCCUCCACCACUGUUCCCAAUCAUAGUCGGAGGGAAUUCUUCGGCCAUUCUAACUUUACGAAGAUGUUGAAUUAAAUGUUAAAUUUAAUAAUA